Molecule: messenger RNA, 1086 nt
Organism: Acanthosepion pharaonis
Lineage: Eukaryota; Metazoa; Mollusca; Cephalopoda; Sepiida; Sepiidae
Source: the annotation of a GenBank genome assembly
AUGGAAAGUGUACCCUCGGAAGCAAGUUCAAAUCCUGACCCUGAAGAAAUUGAUAUUCGCAUGGAUCAGGAGAUUCGAGAAACGGAAUUACCAGAUAAUCGGAAACAGGAGACGUUAUCAAACAACAAAGGCAAUACUGGGACAAAGAGAGAUUCAGAUUGCCGCUUACUCUGGGAGUUUAUCUAUCACUUGCUCUUGAACAACGAGUACAGCACAUAUAUUUGCUGGGAUAACAAAGAUCGCUUCAUCUUUCGCAUCGUUAACCCUCAUGGUUUAGCCAAAUUGUGGGGUAACCAGAAAAGCAGGUCGACUAUGACUUACGAGAAGCUAUCUCGAGCUCUACGUUAUUACUACAAAAUGGAGAUCAUCAAAAAAGUUCCCGGACAAAGACUCACUUAUCAGUUCAUGCAGUCGCCAAAAGACAUAAAAAAGGGACAACGGGGAGCGAGGCCACACUAUCGACUUGAGCCAUUUUAUUCCAAUUCGUGUCGUUCAGCACAGUCGGGUUCUGAGCAAAAUGAAGCCAGUGAUCUGUGCAGUCAUCAAGCCCCGUCCACGAGCUCCAGACGAAACAGCAACAGUCACAGCGUAUUAGCAUAUUCGAACGAUCUUCACAGCAGUAAUUCGCACAUGAUCUCUGACGGCGUUUCAGCGUUAAAAUCGGCCACGGGCGUCGAACACUUACAUUCAAACGGCAUGAGCUUGGACCAAGGGCACCUUGCUUUUAUCUCUACUCCUGGACAGGUCAUGGAAAACUCUAUCGACAGGAAUUUUGCCACGAACUCAAAGCUAUCUCGUGUUUCAAGCCCAUCGGCUUUCAUGGGGGCCGCAUCGUCCUCACCCUUGAGGUCCAAUGAGAGCCCGCAAAGUGUUUUACUGAAAUCAAGUGAUAUCAAGACAGAGCAAGGGUUUAUGCAGUUCAACAAUGGAGAAGCUUCUAUACCGCAGCUGCCCGACUAUGCAAACUCAUUUCAUUUGAACUGGACUAAAACAAUGACGCAAGACGAACCAGAAGAUCUCUCGAUGGGCACACGACAGCGUAUCACCAAUACGAUAUCCCAUUCCACGCCCGUAGACGAUGCUUGA